AUGACAGGCAGCAACGGUAAUGACGAACCCUUUAAGCGUGAAAUGCGCACUGUGAAGGUGCCACACCACCGCUUCCCUGCACUUAAGAAAGUUUGGAUGGAUGUGUACACGCCCAUUGUAGAGCAGUGCAAGCUGGAGAUUCGCAUGAACUUACGGGGACGCAGUGUAGAGCUCCGUACGUGCCCAGCUACAGUGGAAGCAGCAGGAAAUGAAGGAAGUAAGGCACUUCUGCAAAAGGCCGAAGACUUUGUAAAGGCGGUGGUUGCUGGGUUUGAUGUUAAGGAUGCUGUUGCGCUUUUACGUAUGGAUGACGUGUACAUUGAGGGAUUUGAGGUGAAGGAUGUACGGGCUAAUUUGCAAGGUGAUAAUCUCUCUCGUUGCAUCGGCCGCAUGAGUGGAUCACAUGGAAAGACGAAGCACACCAUUGAGAACGUGACCCGCACACGUAUUGUCAUUGCAGAUACGCACAUUUGUAUUAUGGGAACAACACAAAAUAUUCGCGUAGCGAGGGACGCCCUCUGCGACCUCAUUCGUGGCAGUCCUGCAACGAAGGUUUACACGCGUGUGCGCGCCGUGAUGAAUCGUGUUAACGAUACCUUUUAA
Trypanosoma brucei brucei TREU927 is the source of this 603-nucleotide messenger RNA. RefSeq lists its product as hypothetical. NCBI's taxonomy places the organism in Eukaryota, Euglenozoa, Kinetoplastea, Trypanosomatida, Trypanosomatidae. The coding region runs from base 1 to 603 and encodes 200 amino acids. The record is from RefSeq and is a predicted model, not a curated record. The transcript has a single exon. Gene Ontology annotation, molecular function: RNA binding. Gene Ontology annotation, cellular component: nucleolus.